Molecule: messenger RNA, 2616 nt
Organism: Paramuricea clavata
Lineage: Eukaryota; Metazoa; Cnidaria; Anthozoa; Malacalcyonacea; Plexauridae
Source: the annotation of a GenBank genome assembly
CUAACUGCAUCAACAAACUUUUCUUUUGUUCACCCUAGGUUCAUAUGGUUGGCCUCGACAUCUUCACUGGCCGCAAGUAUGAAGAUAUCUGUCCAUCCACGCAUAACAUGAAUGUGCCAAAUGUCAGCCGCAAAGAUUUUCAGUUGGUUAAUAUUGAAGAGGGCUUUACACAUUUGAUGGACGACGGUGGAGAUGUGAGAGAAGACAUGAAAGUACCAGAAGGGGAUUUGGGUAAGGAAAUCCAGACAAAAUUCGAUAAUGGAGAUGAGUUUAUGUGUACAGUUCUUAAGGCUGUCGGCGAGGAACAGAUUAUUGCUGUAAAAUCUUCAGCUAAGAAGGAUUAACUGUAACAUUUUGUGGUAUGAACUACCUCAUCGAUGAGGAAUUAAAAACCUAUUUAGACGUUUGACAGUUUGAGUUUUAUUUUAUGUAUCUAGGCUGGUUGGUUUACCUUACACUACCUUCUCUUUUUUCAAGACAAUAUAUUCCUUUCUAUUGUAAGACAAUAUCUUUUUGUAGACUGGUUUGUCAAAAUGUCUGCAAAAUGUCAGCGUUGUCUGUUUGUAAUCUGACAUUUGAUUUGAAUUUGAGAUAAAUUCUCAAACCUAUCACAACUUUAAGGGGUGCACCUGAACCAAUAUUUUAAGUUCUGGCCUGAACUGUGUUUAUUUAAUCAUGUAAGUUUCUUUGUCAGAUGUCAAGCUGGCAUGCAAAAUCGUGAAGUACAUACUGUACCUUAAAAAUGUUGAAAAUUGAAAUAUAUGUCUAUGGUGGCAUGUGUAAUUAAAAUGAUGUCAAUAUUGAGAUCUGUUAAACUAUUUAGUUGAAAUUCAUCAAUUAUCAAUAAUAAUAUUUUUAAUGAAAACAGAGUUUUCAUCAGAACUGACUGGAACCAAGUUUUGGUUCCAUAUUAAUUUUGUUGUCUUGGAUAUCGUCAUGACAACAUAUAUUACCAAAUAUUGUUUAUUCAUUGUCAUUGAGAAAUAUUUUAGUUUGGAAAUCUUUUCUGACUGGCACAUGCGCAGACAUUUUUGCAAACAGUUCAGUGGGUGUCGUAAUUUAGUGGAUUCGGUCUCUUUGAAAAUUGACAGUACUAUAGUCUAUAGCGAAUUGAGACAAUUGUUUUGCAAUAGUUUGCAAAUGAAGUUCUAAUCUUACAGCAAAAAUGCAAUUCUAAAUCAAAUAAAGUGUUUUUUGAAGUGAUAUUUUAAUCCUUACUGAGUACAGUAGCUUUGAUUUUUCCUAUCACUGGAACAAUAAUACUAAGUUACUGUACCUUGUUCUAUUCUACAGUAUGCUCCAUAAACCAGAAAAAUAGUAACUAAGCUCGUCAGUUAUCUGAAUGCUUAGUUGCUUUUGUUCUAUUCCAUGCUUUCCUAAACUACUGUAUAACACUUCACAAUACUAACUAGUCGUGUGAACUUUGUUCUAUUCUAUGAUUUCUUGAACUGGGACAGUAGCAACUUGUUUUCAUAUUUUAUACUUUUUGUAAACUAUUUAAAAAAUAGUAAUUAAUUUAGUAACUAGGCAGGUCGAUUAUCCACAGUUGUGAAUUUACAUUGUACAAACGGUAACUAAUUUUUCUAUUCCAGAUAUAUAUAUCGUACUACAUAUCUUAGGAAAGCGUAGCAAUCUAUUUUUUCAAUCACUUCAUGACAAAAUUAAGCCUUAGAAAAUUAAACCGGUUUGGAUACGGAGGUUCAAUACCAUUACUAAAAUACGAUACUAUGGAGCAGAUCGUUUGUUAUCACUAUUUGCAAGCAAGCAACUGCGCAGCAAGGUAUUAGUUUUAAUAUACUGUUGUUUCCCAAGGAAGAGCGUCAUCUUGAAGGCCACAAGGUCGACUAAACUCUUGACCGUAAGAAUGGAUCCAUUUGUUGGAAACUAGAAAAAAAAGAAACAGCGUGGUUAGUUGACCGAAUUUCUAAACUAAUUAGUUGUUUGCAAUCAACCUUUUGAGAUUUACUUCCAUGUUGGAGGAAAACACGCUCCAAUACAAUAGCUGUUAAUGAGAUUCUUUUGUUAGCGUUCCUUCAAUAUGGCCGCCGUGACAUCAAUUGCAUACCAAGAAUACAAAUUUUAGUCGAAUAUUAAUACGACAACCUAGAAGUUGUUUAAAACGCUGCUGCCAAACUCUGUUGAUAAUUCAUGCUGCUGAUAUAACUCGCUUUCAGUUUACAAAAGCAUAGGAAACUAAGCAUUAGAAAACUCACAUGGCUAAUUAUUAUUCUAGUUUACAAAGGCAUGGAAUGGAGCAAAUGUACUUAAUUAUUAGAAAACAUACCUGCCUAGGCUAGUUGCUGUUGUUUCAAUUUACAAAAGCAUACAAUAGAACAACUAAGGCCUAUAUAAACUAUGAAAACUGGCCGUUGAGAAAGAUCGUAACUAUUUUUACGACCAUAUGGAAACCAGGCUUUUUAAAUUAAAACAAGCGUUAAAACAAUUUUUAAUUUAAUUUUUUUGUUAAAACAAGCGUCAGUCAGAUUUGUGUAUCGUACCCCAUUUUGAUCCAAUGAUGACAGGGCAAGCAGCAUGUCUUGUGGACGAAUCCCCUGCCCCCGAUUUGCGAAGGUUAUACCAGAACACUGCGUCUCCCUGAAACAGAACAUGCAUGGU